GACGUCCCCAAGAUCAAGCAAGCUGCCAGAUCUGGUAGGGAGAUAUGGAGGAUGAAGGACAAGAGAAAAGCUUGCGGAUUUCAUCCGUAUCUUUCCAUAUUUCGUCUCUCUGGUACGUGUUGCUACUAUGCUUGUGCGUUCUUCCCGGUGCACGUACUCGGUGCGAGAGAAAACCCGUGAUCUUCAACUUUGGGGACUCAAACUCGGAUACCGGAGGUUUCUCGGCCGCGCUCGGUGUUACCUUCAAGCUGCCUUUCGGGCGAGCAUUCCUCCGAGAGCAGAAUGGCAGGAUAUCUGAUGGCCGGCUGAUGAUUGAUUUCUUCUGUGAAAGCUUGAAUGCUAGCUACUUGAGUCCGUACUUGGACUCCCUUGGAUCGGACUUCACCAACGGUGCCAACUUUGCGGUUGCGGGUGCAACAACUCUUAGGAAAUUCAAUUCCUUCAGUCUCGACGUUCAGGUCCUUCAGUUCCUCCGCUUCCGAGCCGGCUCGCUUCUCCUGACCUCGAAAGGGUACACCAAUCAAGUCAGUGAAGAAGAGUUCAGGAAUGCUCUGUACAUCAUAGACAUUGGGCAGAAUGACCUUUUCGCAUCAUUCAUCGAUCUCUUGUACGAACAAGUCAUUCAGAGCAUCCCGACUUUCAUCGCUGUGAUCAAAUCGGCUGUAUGGGACAUUUACAAAAGUGGUGGGAAGAAUUUCUGGAUCCACAAUACAGGACCUCUGGGCUGUCUGCCUCAGAAGCUUGCAACCAUCUCAGCCCGAAAUGCAACCUCUGACUAUGAUCCGUACGGUUGCCUUUUCCCGCUCAACAAUGCUGCCAAACAGUUCAAUCGGCAAUUGAAGGCCCUAUGCCAGAAGCUCCGGUCUGAAAUGAUCGAUGCCACCAUCGUAUACGUCGAUGUUUACUCCGUGAAAUACCACCUCAUUGCCAAUUCUGCCAGAUAUGGAUUCGAGAAUCCAUUGAUGGCAUGUUGCGGGCAUGGAGGGCCACCUUACAACUAUGACCCGACGACCAGGUGUGGCAACAGCAGCGUCACCGCCUGUGACCCGGGACUACAUUAUGUGAGCUGGGACGGCAUUCACCACACCGAAGCGGCUAACUCCAUAUUUGCAGCCAGCAUUCUCUCUUCUAAGUUCUCAACUCCUCACACUAAUUUGAAUUUCUUCUGCGCAAUUAACGUCUAGGAAUGAACUCUGUCCCUGCAUUUUCUUAUAGCUAAGAAGUUCUUUAAAAAUGCUUUUUCCAUAUAUAUCCUAGCUAUAGAUCCAGCAUGUUUAGCA
Messenger RNA from Punica granatum (pomegranate), 1280 nucleotides. Lineage: Eukaryota; Viridiplantae; Streptophyta; Magnoliopsida; Myrtales; Lythraceae. The record is from RefSeq and is a predicted model, not a curated record.